Molecule: messenger RNA, 1398 nt
Organism: Diaporthe citri
Lineage: Eukaryota; Fungi; Ascomycota; Sordariomycetes; Diaporthales; Diaporthaceae
Exons: 3
Coding region: 1-1398 (465 amino acids)
Source: RefSeq, a predicted model, not a curated record
AUGGCGCAAGAGAUCACAACCGAGCUGCUACCUGGGCGCGUUGGAAACCUGACCCCUGAGCAAGAGGAGAAGGUGCGAAAGCUCUGGGCUGCCAUCUUCCAGGUGUGCGCAGUCGGCGAACAGGACGAUGCCGCCUCAGUAGAGUCGCCAGCGACCCUGUCAGACAAGACGAACUCCAAAGACAAGGGAGACAAAGGAAAGAAGAAGAAGAUUACGUUGUUCUCCAGGAAAAGCAAGGACAAGACCGACGCGGACUCGAACUCAACCGCGAGUGGUGUGAGCGCCUCGAUCAAAGCCGACGAUGCCGACGACAAGUACGGGCAAAACAAGCAGUUCCUGGAUACACUGGCGACCACGUCGCCCGAGGUCAUCCGCGCCACGCUCUGGGCCAUGAUCAAGCACGACCACCCCGAUGCCCUGGUGCUGCGUUUCCUUCGAGCAAGAAAAUGGGACGUCGACAACGCGCUUGUCAUGCUGGUGUCUACCAUGAACUGGCGCUCCACUGAGGUCCACGUCGACGAUGACAUUAUGAAAAAUGGCGAGGCUGCGAUGGUCGAGAAGUCGCAGUCAAGCGACCCAAAGGCCAAGCAGCUAGGAGAGGACUUCAUGGCGCAAAUCCGCAUGGGCAAGAGCUUCCUCCAUGGUGUCGACGACAAGGGACGCCCGAUAUGUGUUGUAAGGGUACGGCUGCAUCACCAAGGGGAACAGUGUGAGGAGUCUCUUGAGAGGUACACCGUGUACCUAAUCGAAACGGCGCGCAUGGUUUUAUGCCCACCUGUUGAUACCGCCACCAUCUUGUUCGAUAUGACUGGUUUCUCAAUGGCUAAUAUGGACUACACGCCGGUGAAGUUCAUGAUUAAGUGUUUUGAGGCUAAUUAUCCCGAGUCGCUGGGCUCAGUGCUCGUACACAAGUCACCAUGGAUCUUCCAAGGAAUAUGGAAGAUCAUAAAGGGCUGGCUGGAUCCAGUGGUGGCUAGCAAAGUGCAUUUCACCAACAACAUCAAGGACGUCGAGCAGUUUAUCCACUCCAGCCGGGUGCUGAAGGAACUCGACGGGCAGGAGGAUUGGACCUACACAUACGUGGAGCCCACACCUGGUGAAAAUGACAAGAUGAAGGAUGAGACUACGAGAGAUGGCCUGUUGGCCGCCCGUGAGCAACUGUACAAGGACUACGAGGCCGCGACUCUGAAAUGGAUUCAGUACCCCGACGACGCUUCAGUCAAGGUACAGCGAGGCAGCAUCGCGGCGAAGCUCAGGGAUGACUAUUGGAAAUUGGACCCAUACGUGAGGGCGAGGUCGCUCUAUGACCGGACGGGAUGGUUGCAAGGAGAAAAGGUCGACCCGUACCCCAAGAAGGCGAAUGCCGAGUCGGCAACGACGGCGGACGACGUGGAUUAA